AUGUCUUCUCCUGCUACUGCUGCUCCAGCUACCGCGGCUGCUCCUCCUCAGCCCCAGAAAUCCGACAAGCCACGUCCGCAUAUCUGCACAACCUGUCUGCGCGCCUUUGCUCGCCUCGAGCAUCUCAAGCGCCACGAACGCAGCCAUACCAAAGAGAAACCCUUUGAAUGUCCUGUUUGUGAACGAUGCUUUGCUAGACGCGACCUCCUCCUGCGUCAUCAGCAAAAACUCCACACCGGCCUCGCUACCACUCGCACCCGCCAGCCCCGAAAAAACUCAGUCACCAUCGGCACCCUCCAGCGUCAGAAGGAGAAAGCGCCGCCUCCUCGCCCCCGCGCAAACUCCUUCGCCGCUCAGCCGUCAAAGGCAAUGGGCUCGCCCAUCGACGUCUCGGCCUCGACAAACUCCUGGCUCGAGUGCACCUUCGGCCGCUCCGGAGCUUCGGACUCUCACCGUCUCGAACCCGCGCCCAUGAACGCGGCCGUCGACUCAAAGGCCUCGCUCUUUGGCUCGCUCUUCAUCAACCCCGACCUCCUUCCCUUCUCUCUCCCCGACAACGAGAGCAUGGGCCUUGUUGUCGACGAGGAGUCUAUCGAGUUUGACGAGGACUUUUGGCUGGGCUCCUUGCAAAUCUCCUCGCCCGGCACCGCCGUCUCGGCCUCGACCUGCUCCUCUACCACAAACUACUCCGCCACCGAUGACAACAACUCGCCGGCCUCUUACGACACCCCGGCUUCUGUUUCGUCGAUGGACUCUACCUCUGUUAAGGAAGACGCUGGCGUCAACCUCAACUUUUCGUUCCCCUCCCCCAAGCAGCCGCAGCAGCCUGCCUCUUUGCACGCGAGCGGCGACAUCAUGUCUCGCUCGCACAUGCAGAGCAAGGCGGAUCUCGACUCUAGCCUAGACCACGACUCUGUCCCGCCCGAGACAAUCCUGCAGCUCUACACGGACCAGUUCAGCGGUAACUCGAGCUGCAACACAAACUCGACGUCGAGCCUGCUGGACCAGUUUCUGCGAUCGACGGAGGAGACGGUUGCGGCCGCGAACGCUAUUGCGGCCGCGAACGCAUCGGUCUCUGCUGGAGCGCAUCCGUCGCCUACGCCGUCUGCUACUUCUACGGCGUCGUGGCAGAGUGCGUCGACGUCAGCCACAGCACCUUCAGUUACUUCGCCGGUGUCGAAUGACUAUGCGAGCUCGCGGCGUCAGAGCCACAAGCCGUCGACUCAUUCGAGCUUGGCGAAGACGCUUACGCCGGAGAUGCUGUACGGCAACACGCAGACGCACUCGCUGCUGCUGAACACGCUGUCAGCGCGAUCAGUGUUUCCUCAGUCGCCUAACAAGGUUGCUGAGGCUGCUAAGGCGGCUUCGCAGCAAUCAUCGCAGAAGGAGCACGCAGAUUACUUAGGAAGUCUUGUUCGGGACGACGAGUUUUCGGAUCUGCUUUCCGCCAACCUGCUUGAUGACGGUAGCGGCAACAAGGGCGAAAAGUCAAUGAGACUGUCUGCCAACACGCUUGACGCUGCGACGAUGGACAUUGACUUUGAAGUGCCGUUUUUCACUACAAUGUCGCAGCUGCAGCUGUGA
Molecule: messenger RNA, 1584 nt
Organism: Myxozyma melibiosi
Lineage: Eukaryota; Fungi; Ascomycota; Lipomycetes; Lipomycetales; Lipomycetaceae
Exons: 2
Coding region: 1-1584 (527 amino acids)
Biological process (GO): regulation of transcription by RNA polymerase II
Cellular component (GO): chromatin
Molecular function (GO): DNA-binding transcription factor activity, RNA polymerase II-specific; RNA polymerase II cis-regulatory region sequence-specific DNA binding
Source: RefSeq, a predicted model, not a curated record